GGGCGCGCGUUGCCAGGUGAGCGGCAGAGCCGCGGAGCUUCGGAGCGUCCCGCCGCGGGGCCGGAGCCAACGCGUAAUCAGCCAAACCAGAUCAAGAGGAAGCAGAAUAUUUGAGAAGGUUCCCAGCAUCUCAUGAAUGAACUAACGGAACUCGAUAAUGCUGGUUCUCCAGAGCCAGGUCUGCGGCUCAGAAAAGGACACAUGUCUGACUCUGCAACAGCACAGACAGCUUUUGAAGAGGACAGCUCUGAGCAGAGGCUUCUUUUAGUGGAGCCACUUCUGUCUUCUGAUCAGGAAAAUAGUUCUGAGGAUAAUAACCACAAUGAUGAGUCACCUCAAGAAGAUGAAGGGUUUAUGGGUAUGUCACCUCUUCUACAAGCCCAUCAUGCCAUGGAGAGAAUGGAAGAAUUCGUGUGUAAGGUAUGGGAGGGCCGAUGGAGAGUCAUUCCCCAUGAUGUUCUGCCUGACUGGCUAAAGGACAACGACUACCUGUUGCAUGGACACAGACCACCCAUGCCUUCCUUCCGGGCUUGUUUCAAGAGUAUCUUCAGAAUACACACAGAGACUGGUAACAUCUGGACACAUCUUCUAGGAUGUGUGUUCUUCCUGUGUCUGGGAAUCUUCUACAUGUUCCGGCCAAACAUGUCCUUUGUAGCACCUGUGCAGGAGAAAGUGGUUGUUGGAUUGUUCUUCUUGGGAGCUAUCCUCUGCCUCUCCUUCUCAUGGCUCUUCCACACGGUUUAUUGCCACUCAGAAGGUGUUUCCCGGCUCUUCUCCAAGCUGGAUUAUUCUGGCAUUGCACUUCUCAUAAUGGGCAGCUUUGUACCAUGGCUGUACUAUUCGUUCUACUGCAACCCUCAGCCUUGCUUCAUCUACUUGAUUGUGAUUUGUGUCCUGGGCAUCGCAGCCAUAAUUGUCUCACAGUGGGACAUGUUUGCAACCCCUCAAUACCGGGGUGUGAGGGCAGGAGUAUUUCUAGGUCUGGGUCUUAGUGGGGUUAUUCCCACCCUGCACUUUGUCAUCUCUGAGGGGCUCCUGAAAGCAGCCACAAUGGGGCAGAUAGGCUGGCUGGCACUCAUGGCAUGCCUGUACAUCACUGGUGCUGCACUGUAUGCUGCCCGCAUCCCGGAGAGAUUCUUCCCUGGCAAGUGUGACAUCUGGUUCCACUCCCAUCAGCUGUUCCACGUCUUUGUAGUGGCUGGUGCUUUUGUGCAUUUCCAUGGGGUUUCCAACCUCCAGGAGUUCCGCUUCACAGUAGGAGGAGGCUGCACAGAAGAGGAGGGGAUGCAGUAAGACCAGGCUUCAGUCUGAGAUCAUAAGCAACACAGUGCAGCAGGGGUGGCUGAAGCCUACAGGCUAGCAAAAUGAAUACCUAAGAAGAAUCCAAGUUUCAGCUGAUGGAGCGUGGAGCUUCACGGGGAUUCUGACUAACCGAGAUAAAUUCUAUACCUCAAGCAAUGGAAUAAAUCAAUUUGAAGACCAGGAAAUUCCGAAACCCUAACUUAUUCUUGGGAUCUACAGAUUGAGCUACAGAGGACCCUUUCCAAAUCGGCUUCUGUUCAAUGCCAUAUUUAUUUGUAGAAGUGGGGAGGGCUAGCUUAGCAGUUUCCUUUUUUUAAGAAAAAAAUAAAAAAAAAAAUCGAGGUUAAAUUUAUAUCCUCUUGGAGGGGUUGGGAGUCGAUUUUAGAUGCUCUUUUGGGAGAAAAAGAAAUUGUAAAUAAGAUUUCUAACUUUCUGUUUAAAUAAAAUUUAUAUAAAUGUUUUAAACAACGGGUGGGGAGGGAGGGGAAGGGUUUUGUAAAGAAUGCAACAUGCAAGUACCACACACUGUUUCAAUUUUGCACAAAAAUAAAUGAUUGCAGAAGGACCAGGUAAAAUUCCCAGGAGUGAAUCAUGUUGGCCGUGCAGGUUUUCCUGAUGGUCAGCAUGCCCUGGGCAAUGCAGGGUCCUGGCCAGGGCUUGGGGCGGGUUCAGUACAUGUGCACAGAUAGCUGGGAAGGCUGCAGUCAUCGAGCUGACAUCCAGCUCACAGUGUUAGCAAGUUCCAGUCGCGUAGCUCGAAAGGUAAGUCUGCACCAUGCCCAAGUGCAUGGGACAACUGCCUUCCAAGCCUGCCUGGCCUGCGUGGCUUUGGAUCUCACAGCGAGCUGUUUGGGUUCUCAGCAUCUGAAUUGGAGCCGGGUGGCAUCACUGCACGUGAACUGGUGGGAAGUCUGACCCCAUCAGUGCCUGCCUAUACACAGGGGCCCCUGCUGAGUUGCCAGUGGAGGGCCUGCGCUGUUUUGUCUGAGUGUGAGUGCAUGGUGGUCGUGCACUUGUCAAAAGGUAGUUGAGCAUGUGAGGGGAAACAGAGGUGGGGUUAGGGUAGACUGGAAAGAGGAAGUUGUGUGCUCCAGGGCUUGGAGUUAACAGUUACUGCAGGCCUCCAGCAUGUUACCUUCUCAUGUGUCAGGCUCCAUACGCCAAGGGGGGUUGCAGGUUUUCCUUUUUAGGAGGAAAAAAUCCACACUUGACCCACUGCAGCUCCAUUUUAUUUUAUAUUUUUUCUUUUUCCUUAGGUCUGCUUCCCAUCUGUGCUUUAGUAAUGGGACUGCUGGUAUUGCUUAAACCUGAAACUAAGAGUUCAGCUGAAUUGCUGUGGAGCAGACACAGUUCCUAUAUAAAGGGAGGCAUAUACUCUUCUCUUGCUUAAUUGACGUAGCUUGAUCUCUGGAGCCCAGGCAGAAGCCAGACUGGAGGAGAAUCUUUGGAGUUGUAAGAUGAAACCUGAACGCUUUGUUUGUUAUGGCACAAGCACUGCUUGGAGUGUUUAGUUGGAAAUUCAGAGCAAUUACCUCCAACAGAUGAGUUCAACAGCUCAUAAAAUGCUGUAGUUCACAGAGAAGGAAGGUAGAAGGUUGGUUUUGUAGUUUUCUUGGGUUGUUGUUUUUUUUUUUGUUUUGUUUUUUGGCUUCUGCAAGUUUUAAUUUUCAUCCUUCAAGGGAAAAAAAUGUGGAUUGUGAAGAUGUUCCAGCAUGCCCAGUGUCACCAAUUGUGUUUUGGGAAGUUGCUUUGUCUGCUGGAGUCAGAUGGAAGCAGAGAGCCUUCCUAAAGUUGGCUGGGUAGUGAGGCUUCACCACUGGGCUGGAGUCUUUGUAAAGCCCCGAGUGCAGGGCCAGCUGCAGGAGGAGGUGCUGCUGCAGCCCUCUGUGAGCCUAGGGGGACGUGUUCUCAGUAGGGUCACUAUGCUGGAUGCCAGUGGGCCCAGAGGAAGCUUAUCGUGGGGCUGUGUGGUAGUGAAAUGAAACAAAGCAGUAUUAAGUGGGUGUAAGGGCUCGCAGCACUGGCACCCCGACAAAGAGGUGCCUAGCAGGAAGUAGGCUGGUGGCUGAGGAAAGAAUAGAACAUAUCAGCAUCAGACUUAUCUGAAGGGUGCUUUGGGAUGCCUCUGUACCAGAACCAGCAGGAGUGGCAGUCUCCAUCCUGCAUCAUCCCACGUUCGCUCCUUGAAGGGUGAUUGUAACCUGGUCCUACACAGCACAGAACUACUACAGAAACACAGUACUCACCUGCUAUUCUUACCCGGUCAGUCUCUCCCUUCAAGAAGUUUGUGUGUUCCAAUAAAAGCAACCUAGCUGUGCACUUUUCUGUAGCUCUUGCUGAGAACUCUUCCCAGGUUGGCACCUGAAUGCCUUACUCUCAGCAGUCAGAGGCUUGCUUGCUCUGUGUGCAGGUUAUUGCCAUAGAAUAGUUAGGACCUACAGCUUCUUUCCUUCCCCAUUAAAUAGUGGCCUUGUUCAGUAUAUUUCUUUUUACAAAUUGCUUACUGUUGAAAGCAAUGAAGCACAUUCUAGGGUUUUGAUGGUUGGGGACUCUGGUGAUGGUUCCAUAUAAGGUGGGAUCUUACUACUUGCUGUAUUCUUAACUUCUGCUAAUAAAAGAACCAAAUGGAA
Molecule: messenger RNA, 3932 nt
Organism: Lagopus leucura (white-tailed ptarmigan)
Lineage: Eukaryota; Metazoa; Chordata; Aves; Galliformes; Phasianidae
Gene: ADIPOR2
Product: adiponectin receptor 2
Exons: 8
Coding region: 133-1293 (386 amino acids)
Biological process (GO): adiponectin-activated signaling pathway
Cellular component (GO): plasma membrane
Molecular function (GO): signaling receptor activity
Source: RefSeq, a predicted model, not a curated record